AUGGACGGCCGCCUAGACGCUGACCUGUACCCUCUGGGAUCCGGCUACGUCCCUGAAAUUGACAGUGUCCAUGACAUAUCAGUUGGCACAAAGAGGGGAUCCGACGAACUCUUUUCUUCCUGCAUAUCCAACGGGCCCUAUAUCAUGAGCUCAGCCAAUGGCAACGACAGCAAAAAAUUCAAAGGCGACAUCCGGAGCCCCGGUGUUCCGUCACGCGUUGUCCAUGUGCGCAAGCUGCCCAACGACAUCAACGAGGCUGAAGUCAUUAGCCUGGGACUGCCCUUUGGAAAGGUCACCAACCUGCUGAUGCUGAAAGGAAAAAACCAGGCGUUCCUGGAGCUGAACAGUGAGGAAUGUGCCCAGACGAUGGUGAGCUACUACUCCUCAGUCACCCCCGUCAUAAGGAACCACCCAAUCUACAUGCAGUACUCGACCCACAAGGAGCUCAAGACUGACAACUCUCCCAAUCAAGCGCGUGCCCAGGCAGCACUGCAGGCAGUGAACGCGCUGCAUGGUGGAGGGAUGGGAGGCAUGGCCAUGUCAGCAGAGGCAGGUACCAUGGGAGGCACAACAGCCCAAAGCCCUGUACUCAGAGUGAUAGUGGAGAACCUCUUCUACCCUGUCACCCUGGAUGUCCUGCACCAGAUCUUCUCCAAGUUCGGCACUGUGCUGAAGAUCAUCACCUUCACCAAGAACAACCAGUUCCAGGCUCUAGUCCAGUAUGCUGAUGGCAUGACAGCUCAGCACGCUAAACUGUCUCUGGAUGGCCAGAACAUCUACAAUGCCUGCUGUACCCUGAGAAUCAGCUUCUCCAAACUCACCAGCCUCAAUGUGAAGUACAACAAUGACAAAAGCAGAGACUACACCCGGCCAGAUCUGCCCACUGGGGACUCCCAGCCCUCCAUUGACCACCAGGCCAUGGCAGCUGCUGCAUUUGCUGCCCCAGGCAUAAUCUCACCCUCUCCCUAUGGUGGAGCUCAUGCCUUCCCCCCGACCUUUGCCAUCCAGCAGGCUGCAGGCUUGUCAGUGCCUGGUAUUCCUAGUGCCUUGGCGUCACUGGGUGUCAGCCAUGGUGGCGUAGCUGCUGCUGCAGCCGCUGCCAGCCGGCUCGGCCUGUCAGGGUUUGCAGCCGCCGGGGGACACAAUGUCCUAUUGGUCAGCAAUCUCAACCCUGAGAGCGUUACGCCACACUGCCUCUUUAUUCUUUUCGGUGUGUAUGGCGACGUGAUGAGAGUGAAGAUCCUGUUCAAUAAAAAGGAGAAUGCUCUGAUCCAGAUGUCAGAUGGCACACAGGCUCAGCUAGCUAUGAGCCACCUGAAUGGCCAGCGGCUUCAUGGCAGGGCCAUGCGUGUGACCUUGUCCAAACACACCACGGUGCAGCUGCCCAGGGAAGGCCACGAGGACCAGGGCCUCACUAAGGACUACAGCAAUUCACCACUGCACCGUUUCAAGAAGCCGGGCUCCAAGAACUACUCAAACAUUUUCCCCCCCUCUGCCACACUCCACCUCUCCAACAUACCGCCUUCCGUGGUGGAGGAUGACCUGAGGGGGUUGUUUGCCAGCUCAGGAGCCACAGUCAAGGCCUUCAAGUUCUUUCAAAAGGACCGUAAGAUGGCCUUGAUCCAGAUGGGCUCAGUCGAGGAAGCCAUCGAGUCCCUCAUCGAGUUCCACAAUCACGAUCUGGGGGAGAACCACCACCUCAGAGUCUCCUUCUCAAAGUCCACCAUCUGAGUGCUCUUCACCCAAGUGCCCUUCCUUCCUCCCUCCAAGUCUGUUGCCAUCUGAGUGCCCUUAUCCCAAGGUUGCCUUCAGUGGAAAUAGCCACCAUUACAUAUUUAUGGCUGUUUCUUUCCAGAACGUUGCCCCUAAAGCCCCACCUUUGUAGUCAUUCCAUGUUAUUAAUUUGAUAUGUCAUCAGUGGAGUCUAAAGUGGGGUCUUGACAAAUGGGCAGUAUUCUGCAAUGAAACGUCUCAUUAUAUUGGAGGUAAAAUAGGGGCAGCUGAACUGUCACUUUAGACCAAAUUGCUUAAAAACGACACCCUCCACCGUGGAUAUAUACUUAUGUGGAUGAGUCAAAUCCACACCAGACACACUUCAGCAUUCCUUUACUAUUACUAUACUUGUAUGGAUAUACCUAAUGUGUGUGUGCCUUUUGAAUUGCCACUUUGAACCUAUUGGGCCAGUCAGGAGUUUGAGGCAGGACUUUCUUGUGGUUCCUAGACCACCAAACAUGUUUUUUGUUGUACCUGGAGUCAUCAUCUAUUUUUAUUAUCAGUGCCCACCUGUUUGCUUUUGGGGAUCCAUACCACUAGCUUAAGUCACUUACUGAGGAAGCUUUAUUUUCUCUAAUAUCUUUUUUCUAUAGUCUUGUGCCUUACUUUGCCCCAACCAAAUUGCCUUAAACAUUGCUCUGGCUUAAUUUGGAAAUGACCCGGCUCUUAAAAUGCCUUCCUUCAUGCCUUUUAAUUUGUACCAGCAUUGUUCUAAGGGGGGGAAAGUGGCUCAUUCAAUUUUCUGUUUUUCUUUAAACAGAGUUAUGUUCAUAUGAGGAUUUGUGUGCAUAUAGCCCCGAUAUAUCUUAUGUAGAAAUUAUGAAUGUAAGUCAAAUAGAUGCCUAAUAUCCUUGCUAGGUGCUGUAGCUCUGGUAGGUGUGUUGUGGCAGGAGUAGAGCUGUAUCCAGCCUUCCUGUCUUUCAGUCCCCAUGCACCUCUAUUUACUCCUCUCGCUAGAGGCAUUGCUGUAUGAGGCCUCGUUUAACCAUAUUAUAUUCUAUAGGUGAUCACCUUUUCUAUUCUUCAGUAUCUUUUUUAUGUUAGUAUUUACAUGUGUAUCUUCUAUACUGUACUGAUAUCUUUGUGUAGUGGCUGGAUAUGAUAACAAUCACCGUGCCUUGACUCCCUGAGUUAGUAUCUUUGAGGAUGAAACAUUUCUGGCUUGGGCCGUUGACCAUAUUUACCUCUCAUUCAGGUGUUUAUCUUACUCUACCUGCCUACAAAGAUGCUCUCUUCCCCUUAGAUUCAGGUAAUCCUACCUGUUGCCUUGGGAGAGGAAAUCGGAGGCAUUUGACAAUUGAUGUUGAGGGCAGGGCUGGUCAAAUCAUUACAAUCUACCAGCUGGUUUGUGUUUCUAAUAUCCCAGUAGGUUUUUAAAAAAUCUUAUUCAGGACAAUGGGGUGGGACAGACCUCCCUCUUUCCCUGUCCACUUAGGUUCCAGUCAGGUUCUUUAGUGCACUUUGCCUCCAUGUUCGGUCCAAGUUGGCACCAUCACGCUGAAGUCUUAAACGUUAUCACAUUCCUGUGUGCCUCCAGCACCGGUUUCCACAGCCUCGACCACAGUAAUCUUGGACCAGAUACAGAUGCACUCUGUCUCUAUUUUUGUAAAAGAUUGUUAUGCAUGGUUUAACAAAGCUUCAUGUAGCUACAGACGGUUAUUGCUGUUAAGGACCAAAGUAUCUUCCACCCCUGCUGUUUUCAAAUGUUUCAAGUGUUGUGAUCUUAAAUGUUUAUUUUUUCACAUUCCUGCAGUUCCACAAAUAGACAAGGUUGCAGACACCACUUUUUUCCCAUUCCUCAGAAGCCUUGGACAAACGUCACAUGAAGUUAAAUUAUCUUUUGGAUAACUACUCAUACUGUACAUUGUACCCUCUUGUUUAAUUGACUUUAAAAAGAGCCUACGUUGGUAGAGAAUGCUUUAGAAUGGAUACUUAAUUGAACCACAGUUAUAGCUGUGACAUUGAUGGUGUAGUAGAUUAUAUAUGCCUGUCCUUUUUCGUUAAAAGCUUUUAUUUUUCAUUCUUUUUAUAUGGGGGCGGGGAGGGUUUAAGCGUUGUAUGAAGCAGGGUUGAUGGUUGUAUAUAUUCAUGUUUUUGUACCACAAAAUAAUUUGGAUUAUAUCCACUUUACAUUCAAAACAUGUAUAUUUUGAUAAAACAACAGUACAGACCUAUUAAGCUCUUUGGAGCUGUAAAGACAAUUUUUGUACCACAAAGACAUUAAACCUAUCUGAACACAGAA
This is a messenger RNA of Myripristis murdjan (pinecone soldierfish), 4015 nucleotides long. RefSeq names its product polypyrimidine tract binding protein 1a (gene ptbp1a). Gene Ontology annotation, cellular component: nucleus. The coding region runs from base 1 to 1731 and encodes 576 amino acids. The transcript has 16 exons. The record is from RefSeq and is a predicted model, not a curated record. Gene Ontology annotation, biological process: mRNA processing. Gene Ontology annotation, molecular function: RNA binding. Lineage: Eukaryota; Metazoa; Chordata; Actinopteri; Holocentriformes; Holocentridae.